GGGGCUUCCAAUUAUGUUGGCCAGCAUCUAAGAAAAAUUGUACGCCACAAAGUCAACAAGCUAUCACAUUUUCUUAUCAACCAAACAUACUCGUAUCUUAUCCUUUAGUUCCUCUGGAUCCAAAUACAAAGUCCCUUCCCACCUUCAAGAAAAUCAUCACAGGAAAUAGAAAAUCCACUCCAGCUUCAUCACCAAAAAGAAAAUAAUGACCACAGCCUCUGCAACAACUCCAGCCACAAUCAGAGUUGUGGGCAGCUGCAAUAUUCGCAGCACAAGGAGUAGGAAGAGCAAUAAUGUGCACUUUAUCAGAGGAAUCAAUUCUUAUGGUGGUUUGAAGGCUCAGAACAGUGUGACAUCACUAGGCCUUCCUGUGUGCACUGAGCAGUGCUUUGCAAAGGUGGUGAGUUCUUUGAAGUGUCCAUCAUCUACGGGCAAAGGAAGAAGUGGUGCAGCCUCUUCAACAUGCAAUGCUGCAGGUGAGAUUUUCCAGAUUGCAGCCGUCAUGAAUGGACUUGUUCUUGUUGGUGUUGCAGUAGGAUUUGUCCUUCUUCGACUUGAAGCAUCUCUAGAAGAGGCUGAGUGAGAAAUUCAUAAAUUUGAUGCAUGUUUCGUUCCACUUAUUUUGGAGAAAUAAUCCAUACUUUUAACAGUUCUAUGAGAGAGUUUCUGAAAAAUUAGCGAUUAUUUCUUUACAAGUUACCAAUUAAUCAGUUGAUUUGACUCAUAUAUAAGUUAUAUCUUCCUU
Molecule: messenger RNA, 745 nt
Organism: Abrus precatorius (Indian licorice)
Lineage: Eukaryota; Viridiplantae; Streptophyta; Magnoliopsida; Fabales; Fabaceae
Exons: 2
Coding region: 206-583 (125 amino acids)
Cellular component (GO): cytochrome b6f complex
Source: RefSeq, a predicted model, not a curated record